Molecule: messenger RNA, 5166 nt
Organism: Loxodonta africana (African savanna elephant)
Lineage: Eukaryota; Metazoa; Chordata; Mammalia; Proboscidea; Elephantidae
Gene: TMX3
Product: thioredoxin related transmembrane protein 3
Exons: 16
Coding region: 155-1519 (454 amino acids)
Biological process (GO): peptidyl-cysteine oxidation
Cellular component (GO): cell surface; endoplasmic reticulum
Molecular function (GO): protein disulfide isomerase activity
Source: RefSeq, a predicted model, not a curated record
GGGGUCCGGGAGAGAACAGAGGCCGGGUUGCCCCGCCCCCGCCUUCCGUGCCCGGCUUCAUUCCGCGUUCGAAGGGGCCCGCUUCCCCUUCCGGAGAGCGGCGGCCGGCCCCUGCGUCUGUCCCGGCCACUGCGGAGUCGCUACUGCGGCGAGCAUGGCAGCUCUGAGCAGUGCGACCGCCUUGCGCCUCUGCGCCACAGUUAUUUUUCUUGACAUGGCUUUUGGUAAGAGUGUGGUGCCAGAUUUAGAUGACUCAUUUAAACAAAGUCGAAAAGAUGACAUUUGGCUUGUAGAUUUUUAUGCACCGUGGUGUGGCCAUUGUAAAAAACUAGAACCAAUUUGGAAUGAAGUUGGUAUUGAGAUGAAAAACAUGGGUUCUCCAGUUAAAGUUGGGAAGAUGGAUGCUACUUCCUAUGCUAGCCUUGCUGCAGAGUUUGGUGUCCGAGGUUAUCCAACAAUUAAGCUAUUAAAGGGCGACUUAGCAUAUAACUAUAGAGGACCACGAACUAAAGAUGAUAUUAUUGACUUUGCUCACAGAGUAUCUGGGGCUCUAAUCCGGCCACUUCCGAGUAAGCAAAUGUUUGAACAUGUGCAAAGGAGGCACCGUGUGUUUUUCGUUUAUGUAGGUGGAGAGUCACCUUUGAAGGAGAAAUAUGUAGAUGCUGCUUCAGAAUUAAUUGUGUAUUCAUACUUCUUUGCUGCCUCAGAAGACGUGGUUCCUGAGUCUGUGGUGCUGAGAGAGGUGCCUGCUGUGCUUGUUUUCAAAGAUGACACUUACUUCAUUUAUGAUGAGUUUGAAGACGGUGAUCUGGAAUCCUGGAUCACCAGAGAGAGGUUUCAGAAUUACCUUACGGUGGAUGGCUUCCUCUUGUAUGAGCUUGGAGACACAGGAAAGCUUGUCGUUAUUGCAGUUAUUGAUGAGAAAAAUACAUCAAUUGAACAUACCAGAUUAAAGUCAGUUAUUCAGGAAGUUGCCCAAGAUUACAAAGCCCACUUCCGUAGGGAUUUUCACUUUGGCCAUAUGGAUGGAAAUGAAUAUAUAAAUAGCUUGCUGAUGGAUGAAUUGACGGUCCCAACUGUAGUUGUACUGAAUACUUCUAACCAACAGUACUUUUUACUGGAUAGACAAAUUGAGAAUGCCAGUGACAUGGUCCGGUUCAUUGAUAACAUUUUGAAUGGCACAGUAGAAGCCCAAGGAGGUGAUAGCAUUUUGCAGAGAUUGAAGAGAAUAAUGUUUGAUGCCAGGACUACUGUUGUGUCUAUAUUCAAGAGCUCACCACUUAUGGGCUGCUUUCUCUUUGGCCUACCACUGGGUGUCAUCAGUAUCAUGUGCUAUGGAAUCUACUCUGCUGACACAGAUGGAGGUUACAUGGAAGAACAGUAUGAAAUAUCUAAAAGUGAAAUGGAAGGUCAAGACUUCAUGGAAGAGAGCAGAGAACAACAGGAGCCAAGCGAUGGAGAGCCUGUAAUGCCUCCAAUGCAUGAACCCAAAGAUGCAUUAGAAAAGAAGAAAGAUUGAGACCUUAGCAGUAUAAAAUGGUGGAUAGGAUUUCAAAUUAUUCAAGAGUCUGUUUAUUGAAUUUAGAUACUUAAUCAUGAUCUUGACAGAAGGGAACAUGUUAUGGGUUUUUUACUAAUAUUGACUGCGUGGAUUAAAGUUCUCCCAUAAAUGGGGGGAUGUUUGGAGCAGAGAGAUGGGAUGCUGGUCUAAAACAUGCAGACAGAAAAAAGACACUCCAUCAGAGUUUACAUCAUAGAUGUUAUUUUAACAGAUCAGUUAUAUUUGCAUGUUUCUCUAUCUGAAUAUUUGUGUCAAAGUUCAGAUUCUGGGGCAGAAUAUUUAAAUUGGCCAAUCAGGUAGAAGAUACAUGUUUGUUAUAGGAACAUAAUACCUCCACCCCCUAUUAUCCAUUCUCAUAUAUUUUGGAUAAGAUUUAUAUGGACAAAGUUAAGUCUUUAAAAAAAAAUUCGGCACUUUAAGGAGAACUAAUAAUUUUUCCAUAUAUCGAAUUAAAAUUAUGAGGUUAAUAAUUUGGUUUUGUGUAGCAUAGCCAUGUUAUUUUUUAGCUAUUAUUUUUAAAGGAGAGAAAAUGUUACUUUUUAACUUUAAUACUUAGUUAUACAUUAUUAUAAAGUUUUCAAAUGGACCUAUAGAGUGGGACAAAGUAGUCUUUAUGUUUGAUCUUUGCACUGUAAACAGGGCUGACUUGGAACAGUGGUUUCAAACCAUACCCUCGGACACUCUUAACAGAUGCCUCGGUGGUCAUUGCAGGAACAGAAGGUCUGUUUCUCCUACCCAGCUUUGGCCAAGACAGCUUCAUUGUUUUUUUUGGUUUAUUUUAUGUAUUGGGAUUGCUUCUAAAAUUUUCUUUCAUACAAAGCUUCUGCUGCUUUUAAAAAAGUAAUAUAUAUGAUACUCUUUAUUGUAACUUAUAUUCUAAUGUGUGUGAGUGUGUGUGUGUGUAUAUAUAUGUGUAUAUAAAAUUUAUUGACCAUAAGUCUGUUAGGUAAUAUUAUUGCUAUAUCUAUGUUCGUAUGAGUAAUAGAUGACAUUGUCAGCACGUCAAACAACAAAAGUCAUGCCCAAUAAAAAGAGAUCUGCCAGUUAUCUUUAGUGUCCACUCAGUUCCAUCAACCAGUGCCCUCCCAUCAUCUGUCCACAGUGAAACAAGGUAGGAAUUCCACCCCACGUAAUGUCUAAUAAAUUAGUAGUUUUUCCAGUAACAUUAUAGUAUGUUUAUUGUAGAUUAGUUUGUUGUUUUUCAGGCUUUCGUUCCAGCUGAAUUUUCUUAGGUGACUAUUUUUUGGGUGGUUAUUUCUUGAGUGAUUGAGUUAUCCAAUAUAAAGAAUUUCUUUAAGCAUUUAAAAAUGUUUACUUGUUUAAAAAUACGUUAUUCAUGGUCCUGAUACUGAAGUUGUCUAGGGCUUUUGUUAUUUCUACUGCCUUGCUGAUCAUGACUAAACUGAAACUCUUACAUCUUAGGUACUAAAGAAUUAUACUAGUAGUUUAUUGUUUCAUGUGCUCUUGUUUUUAGAAUUUAAUAAUUACUCAUUCUUAAUGUUUGGGACCCAUUACUUUUUUAAUAAUGAGACAUACAGUCAGAGAAUUUCAGGAAAUACUGGGGUAAGUGUUCUUAAAUAGAAAUUGGAGAUAUAUGCUAUUAGCUUCAUCAGGUAGAAUCCUCUCCAGAGAGUCAUGAUGAAUUAUUUUAGAAGGUAAAUAUUAAUGUUCCUAAUGAUCAGGCUGGAUUUUUAAUUGUGACAAGCUUAGAUAACUACAGAUGCCUCAUUUGAUACUCAGCUACUAUGGAAAGCGAAAGCUGUGUAGUCAGUGAGAGGAUACAUUUCUGCUACAAACAUGCCUUUUUGUUUUCUUUCUUUCUUUCACAUUUACCACUCUCAGAUGUUAGUCACCUCCAUGUUUUUGUAUUUGGAUUGAAUCAUUCAAGCAUUAUCUCUAAAUGAGAGGCCUCGAUAGGGAGGGGGUUAAAAAAGUAAAGCUCAAUACAUACAGAAGACAAAAAUCCAGUGAUCUUCCUGUGUAUUCCGAGGUUUUCUUGUUUCUAAAUUAAUGCCUUCGUUUUCUGUUACACUUUUCACACGUUUGUGCUGUUGCCUCAAAGUGUGUGUGUGCUUUUGAAGUGUGCUCAUUGGAAGAACAAAAUAUGUAGUUUGUAAGUGGUUUAGGUUUACCAUUUUAUUUCUUUUUGUGUUUAUAUUGCCAGACUGCUCACAAAGCAAAUUUUAAACUUUAGUUCGCUAGUAUGCGUUUCCCAUGAAUGUGAUAUCAGAGCUUACUAGAAAAGCUAUUUUCAUUUUAGGAAAAUUUCCUUCAAAAUAAAGGCAAACCUCUAAUAAUUGUACCUAGUAGGAGAACAUAGACAUCAUAAUUCAUAGAUAAAUCUUAACUGUCAUUGCAUCUCAGUCACAGGAAAUGUCCUUUAGUAAGUUGGAGUUUCACCUUCCCUUUCAAUUGCAAAGGUUCUACUUCUGACUUCUAUAGUUCAGAAUUCUAGAUGCUUGCUGUUGCUGAACUUGGUCCUCAGAGAAUAUAUAUAUUUCAUAGAAAGAAAUGGCAUGUUUUUAUCAAGUAUCCGAUGCACUCCAUCGGAGCUUGCAUUCCUUUUUAUUUCAUUGUAUACAUUAGUAUUUCUCUGGCUAAUCUUACCUGAACCUUGUUUGAGGUGUAUUAGGCCCAGAAUUUUCAUUUUCUUCUUCCUACACACUUCUCCCUGGUAUCUGAUUUAGAGACGACAUUAAGCUGCCAAAUGUCUGGAGGUUGAAGGAGGGCCUGUGUCUUCGGUCUAUAUGAGUAGUUAACUAACUACACUUUGUUUUAGUUUGGUGGACUUCUGUUCUUUUCUUGUGUUUUAUUUCAGGGGACAGUUUUGGUUUUGGUUUUGCAAAAUAAUUAUUUUCAUCAUAGUUGCAUAUAAUAAUGGAGGUAGGACAGGGAAAAAUCACUCUGCUGUUUUUGUUAUGUAGAAAUUGUCCAAAUAAACCAAUGUGAAAUGCUAGGGCUGUCAAUCUCUGUGAUAUGUUUACUGUUUUAUUUAUAUAUGUAUAUUUGUUUCAGAAUGUGCGUCCAAGAGUGGACUUUUUUUUUUUUUUUACUUUGGGCUAAUCUGUAAAGGUUUUUGAAAGUGUAUUACUAACUUGUUGAAUUCAUGAUGUCCUGCUUUAUGGCACCAAUUGUAAACCUUUGCUUUUCUAAAAUAAAUUAACUGAAAACAUGUGUAAUAUAUUAUUACUUUUAUUAUUUUUCUUUUGGUUGGUUGUGAAACGAAUAGUGUUCUGCGCAGAGAGGACAGCCAAGACUGACCCUCUACAAAGUAUUUUUUCCCUUUUGCUAAAAUGUAAGUCAUUCAUAAUUAUAAAAACAAUUUUAGAGUUUAAACAGACUUUAUAGAGAUCUGAUUCUAAUCUAAUCCACUUAUAGUUGAGAAACCUAAGAUUCAUAGGCUUGACCUGUUUUGUAUUUGACAUAUCAUGUAAAAUCUGAUUACUUAUAAAUAUUGAUUUUUCCAAGAGGGUAUCUUUCACUAGAGUGAGAGAGGGCUGCCUGUGGGCAUAGCCAAGAUGUCCUGACCGAAGAUCUGUAUCCUGAGUCAUUCCCGGUCCUGAAUUGUAAUCUGUUACUUCCUUAAUAAACCCUGUAACUGUGAA